Fraxinus pennsylvanica is the source of this 1041-nucleotide messenger RNA. The record is from the annotation of a GenBank genome assembly. NCBI's taxonomy places the organism in Eukaryota, Viridiplantae, Streptophyta, Magnoliopsida, Lamiales, Oleaceae.
AUGGAGUAUUUUAUGGGGGAUUAUGCGGAAUUUUCUUCAGUGGAUGAUUUUAAUCUCAACAGUAAUAGUAAUGGUGCUAAUUUCACUGUGGAUGAUUUGCUGGAUUUUUCCAAGGAGGAUGUGGCGAUGACCGACGCAUUUUUCGACAGCUUGGCUGGAAAUUCGGGUGACUCCUCCGCUGUCACCGCCGUCGACAGCUGUAAUUCGUCGGUUUCUGGCGGUGGCGAUGGCCAAUUAAAUGGCAAUGUUAGCUGCCGCAGCUUCCCCGACUCUCAAUUUUCCGGCCAUGAACUCUGCGUUCCGUACGAUGAUUUAGCGGAGCUGGAAUGGCUUUCAAAUUUUGUGGAGGAAUCAUUCUCAAGCGACGAUGUACACAACCUUCACUUCAUCCCCACCAACACCACCGCCGAAAUCACCGCCGCCUCCUCAUCCUCCUCUGCCACCAAAAGUUCAGUCUCUCCAAUCAACAAUUCGCCGCCGCCGCCGCCGCCUAUUUUCCAUUCCGAUGUUUCCGUCCCAGGCAAAGCCCGCAGCAAGCGCUCACGCGCUGCCCCAUGUGACUGGUCCUCCCGCCUCCUCCUCUCUUCGCCGCCGUCCUCCAUCUCCAACAAUCACUACAAUAAUGUCACCAUCAACUCAAACACCAACCACGAGCCCAUGAAAACGACUCCGUCUAAGAAUAGGGAACCAGCUGAAACCCCAGGCCGGAUAUGUCUGCAUUGCGCCUCAGAGAAAACUCCGCAGUGGAGAACCGGCCCAAUGGGCCCAAAAACUUUAUGCAACGCUUGUGGGGUCCGCUAUAAGUCGGGUCGGCUAGUACCCGAAUACCGACCCGCCGCUAGCCCGACUUUCGUAUCCAACAAGCAUUCAAAUUCCCACCGGAAAGUGGUGGAGCUCCGGCGGCAAAAGGAGUUGCAGAUGCAGCACCACCAGCAGCAGUUGCUUAGUCAAACGUCAAUUUUCAACAUAAACGGCAGCGAUGAUUUUCUCAUUCAUCGUCACAAUAGUGCUGACGGUCCUGAUUUCAAGCACGCAAUCUAG